Molecule: messenger RNA, 645 nt
Organism: Arctia plantaginis
Lineage: Eukaryota; Metazoa; Arthropoda; Insecta; Lepidoptera; Erebidae
Source: the annotation of a GenBank genome assembly
AUGGAGUCUCCAAACUUUUCAUCGCCCUACCCUACACCUGGCUCUAUCCGAAGAGAAAACCUGCGAGCACCACCACCAGAUACAGAACUGCUGCAGUUUGCCGCAACCCUGGCUUCGACAAAAAAACUGUUUGCUGGACUUGCGGAUAGACUUUGCGAGCAGCCAGACUUUGCAAUAGAAGAAGACAGUUCAGAACGUUGUUGGAAUGGAAACGCCGUUGCGGAUUACACAAAACCCCUCGUUUCAUCUGCAUCACUAAGCGACCAGAAAUAUAACCCCGAGAUCAGCGGUAGCCCACCUCAGGAUUUGAGAGUAACGGCUUUGGCAGACAGGCUUCAGCAGGCUCGACAGCUACUUGUAUCCUACUCCCGGAGUAAUGAGGCUUCAGCGGAAGCGUUUAUGCAAGGUGAUGAGGCAGGUGAAGAAGGCUCUGGUUCAGGAAGGAACUGGAGCUCCGACGACUACGAUUCGGAGGGCUCCGGGGACGACGGUUCUGGCGAAAUUGAAGGACGGAGCGGAACCGAUACGAGCGAUUCUUCACCAGACACGUCUACACCACGAACGGGCUCAAGCAACGCCUUAUACCCCUCACAACUUGUCACACUCCUACUCGUCGCUAAUAUCGCACUCACUUACACUACUUAA